AAAAAGUCUUGCUGGUUUACAUCUUGACAUUAACAAAAAAAAAAAAAAAAAAAAAAAAAAAACAGAUGGCCAAGCUGCAAUCAAGAUGGGCUCAUGCUUCUGAGGUUACAGCACUAGCUUUUGUACCUGACGGGAGUUAUAUCGUAGCCACGGCGGAUGAUUUUGCGUUGCAUCUAUUUUCACAAAAGGAAGGAAAACCAGCCCGUCAAGCAGAACCAAUUGAAUCAACUGAAGGAGCAACAUGUAUUGCGGUCACUCAAGAAAACAUUUAUGCAGGGUCACGCGAUGGUGUUAUCCGACAAUACGAUAUAAAACUACAGGAAUUCAUGGGCAUUAUCGUCAGGUGCAAUUUAGCUGUCAGAUGUCUUGCUCUAUCCAAGAAUCAGAAACUAUUGGGAAUCGGCACAGAGGAAAACGAAAUCAAGAUUAUCAACUUGGAAGAUCCAGAAGAAUGUUUCCCACUUCAAGGACAUAAAAAGGCAAUCAACGCUAUAGCAUUCGAUCCACUCGCUGAAUAUAUGUUGUCAUCAAGUUGUGAUGGAACAGUUAUCGUUUGGGACAUGAAGACAAAAAAAUCUGCACCAUUAGAAAUUAUCACCGUCAUGGCACCAACCAGCACAGAAUCCAAAUACAAGAUCCCUAUUGCAUGGCAUACGUCUGGAGAGUUUUUUGUCAUUGGCAGAGAUAAAGACAUCACUGCACAUCAUAGACAUACAUGGCAAAAAUCGUUUACUUAUCGCUCAGGAUCCUCAGCUGCUCCAACAAUCCUUGCUUGGUCGCCCAAUGGCCGAUAUCUCGCUGCUGCUUCAAUAGAAACUGAUAUUUGGAUUUGGAAGUACAAAGAGAAGGAGCAACCACAUAUCAAGCAUACACAUAAAACUGGAGUCACUGACCUUACAUGGAGUCCGAGUCGAAAUUGCCUCGCCUUUGCCGAUGCUGCAGGCGAGGUAACAUACUGGGAAGAGGUCAUUGAGGACGGAACGCCCUUGAAGGAACCAACGCCAGACCCUUUAAAAGGACUCUUUGAUGAGCCCACAGCUAGAGGCAAUGAAAUUGGAGCUCAAGAGACUGAAGGUGCUCAAAAGGAUCAUGAUAUGGGUGACCUGGCUCAAGAGUAUUUAAGUGACAAUGAGUCACUCCGAGAUUUUAUCGUUGAUGACGAAAAUGACCCCUAUUUGCAAAAGAAGGCAUCCACAGGAGCUCAGAAAUCUGGCGCACUAGGAAUGCGUGUGGCUAAGGCGUUGCAUCCCCGAUUUCAGCCAGGCUCCACCGCUGAACGAGAUAAACGGCGGUAUCUCGCGUUCAACCUUUUGGGCCUCAUUACCACAGUUGAUCAUGGGAAUCACGCUACAGUAUCCGUGGAGUUUCAUGACAAGCUCACCCACCGUGGUUACCACUUUACGGAUGGAUCUCAUUAUACGAUGGCUUGUCUCGGCAUGACCGGAGCCUUGUUCGCAGCCCCAGAAAGAGCAGAAACUCCAAGUACAGUCUUUUUCAGGACAUAUGACAGCUGGGCCACCAAAUCAGAGUGGCAGAUUUUUUUGCCGGAAGGAGAGGAUGUUACGGCGAUCGCACUCAACGCAGAGUCAGCGAUUGUAUCCACAUCCCGUGGGUUUGUUAGGAUCUUCUCGCAGAGCGGCAUUCAGACUGGUCUAUUCAGUCUUGGCUCUGUUAUUGCUGCAGUAGGAAAGGAUGAUAUGGUCUUUUUUAUAUACCAUCAAGGCGAGCCUUUUGAAGGGUCACAAAAUUUGGGCUACUCUAUUUACAACGUAGAGACUGCACAGAGAAUACAACAUGGGUUGCUUCCAGUUCUGGAUGAUACAAUAAUUACAUGGCUAGGGUUUUCUGAAGGAGGCAUUCCAGCAUUUUAUGACGAUAAAGGCGUCAUGUAUAUUCUCAACUACUAUCGUAGAGUUGAUCAAGGACAGUGGACCCCUAUCUUGGACACUACUGCCGUUCAAAACACUGAGUCUGAUACAAACAAUGUACCACAUUACUGGCUCGUUGGCCUCACAGACCAGACAGCUACGUUUGUCAAGUGCAGGAGAGGCGAAACAGAGCCAUCCUUCCCAAAGCCAUUUGUGACUGAGCUUCCGCUCAAGGUGCUUACACUUCAUCAGGACACCCCAGCGGGACAGCAUGAGGAGGCAUGGCUUCGUAAUAAGAUCCUGUCGGGACUCAAUAAGGAUGAGAAGAUUGCUAGAUCGAUUGAAUCUAUUGAUAAUUCAGCCGCGAAAAGAGAGCUAGAGAUGGAUAAGCUUGCUUUACAAAUGAUUGAUCUGGCUUGUAGAGCUGAUCGGACGCAAAAAGCACUGGAUUUGACAGCUAUGCUUUGCAGCUUGAAAUCGAUUGAUAAUGCCAUGAAGAUCGCACAACAUCACAGCCUCCACACACUCAUGGAGCGAAUGAGCAGAGUCAAGGAAAUCAAAGUAAGAAGGACCAGGACAGCUUUAAGAUCUCGUCUAGAGAAGAGGAAGAGGAUCAAGUAAUAUCCAGAAAGCCAUUACAGCGACAGGAAAACAUCAAACCAAAUGACCCCUUUGGUAGACGUGUAGUGAAGAGUAAUCAAAACAGCACGGCAAAGACUGCUAGUGGUGGUAAUGGGGGAACCGGAGUGGGGGUGGCUGCAAAUCCAUUCAAGAAGAAAAGUCAUUUGGAUGGGUCAGGAAGCAGUGGCUCCAAAGCAUUUGGGGUGGUAGCAU
Lobosporangium transversale is the source of this 2702-nucleotide messenger RNA. RefSeq names its product WD40-repeat-containing domain protein. Gene Ontology annotation, biological process: DNA-templated DNA replication; DNA repair; mitotic cell cycle. Gene Ontology annotation, molecular function: protein binding; chromatin binding. Gene Ontology annotation, cellular component: nuclear replication fork. The transcript has 17 exons. The record is from RefSeq and is a predicted model, not a curated record. NCBI's taxonomy places the organism in Eukaryota, Fungi, Mortierellomycota, Mortierellomycetes, Mortierellales, Mortierellaceae. Bases 66 to 2489 code for a protein of 807 amino acids.